AUGCAUGCUAUCGACCACGGCACCCUGUUUGAUAUUGAAGAUUUUGGAAUCACACUCAGCACUGGCGUGACCUGUCCUAAGCACGGCUGGUCCUUUGAUCUUUUUUCUGGUCAAGCAGAUCGUGGCAAUUACAAGCUUAAGAUUUGGGAGGUGCAGCUUCGUGACUCUUCGUUAUGUUCUGGAGAGGGCGCUGAAAGUAGUGAACAGGAGGUGUGGGUUAGGCGGAAACAGCGUAUUGGCUGA
Messenger RNA from Penicillium taxi, 243 nucleotides. RefSeq names its product Rieske (2Fe-2S) protein. Bases 1 to 243 code for a protein of 80 amino acids. The transcript has 2 exons. NCBI's taxonomy places the organism in Eukaryota, Fungi, Ascomycota, Eurotiomycetes, Eurotiales, Aspergillaceae. The record is from RefSeq and is a predicted model, not a curated record. Gene Ontology annotation, molecular function: 2 iron, 2 sulfur cluster binding.